Messenger RNA from Megalobrama amblycephala (Wuchang bream), 1149 nucleotides. It is a transcript of the gene nsmce1, whose product is annotated as NSE1 homolog, SMC5-SMC6 complex component. The record is from RefSeq and is a predicted model, not a curated record. Gene Ontology annotation, biological process: double-strand break repair via homologous recombination; DNA damage tolerance. Gene Ontology annotation, cellular component: Smc5-Smc6 complex; nucleus. Gene Ontology annotation, molecular function: ubiquitin-protein transferase activity. The transcript is spliced from 8 exons. Lineage: Eukaryota; Metazoa; Chordata; Actinopteri; Cypriniformes; Xenocyprididae. Bases 227 to 1033 code for a protein of 268 amino acids.
GAGGUGCAGAUGAGUACUCUACAACAAUAACUGUUUAUUAACUGUUUUAUGGUUAUUAAUAAGUCUGUCUCGGUCAGAUUACGAUGUCGGUGUUUGAAUGCGUGGACAAACGCACGAUUGAUUUGAUGUAGCAUGAGGAUGUCGUGCAACUUCGUGGCUUUUUUUGUAACGUUACAUUCGUGCUAAUACAACCGCAAGUUUGCAUCUCAAGAGGACUUUAAGCAGGAUGUCACGACCAAUGGCAGACAGUCACAGGCGCUUCUUGCAGACCAUGAUGAGCAAUGGCAUCAUCAGUGCAUCUCAGGCUGAAGCGCUACACAAACACUGCUGUGAGACCCAUGGAGCACACUAUGUGGCAGACCGAUUAGAUGAUUUCAUUAAUGUCAUCAAUGCUCACCUUCAGCCAUUGUUCAUGUACAUCAGGAAAGGCAUGUCUGAAGAGAAUGGACUCGAGUAUUAUGCCUUGGUAAACAUGACAGAGACAGACAUAACAAGAAUGGCGUCUGAUUAUGCAGAUAAUGAACUGGAAUUAUUCAGGAAAACGAUGGAUCUGAUUGUGGACUCUGAGAGCGGUUCUGCUUCCUCCACUGAUAUUUUAAAUUGUGCCGACAGCCUCCGGACAAAGAAACUGAAGAAAAAAGAAACCGAGCAAGUCUUAAACAAAUUUGUCCAGGACAAAUGGUUAAAUGAGAAAGAUGGUGAAUACACUCUUAGUGUCCGCUGUGUUCUGGAGAUGGAACAGUAUAUGCGCACAAUCUACCAGGAUCUCAUCAAAGUGUGUCAUGUGUGCCACAACAUUGCCCUGCAGAGCCAAAUGUGUGAAAACCCAACAUGUGGAAUCAAGAUGCACCUCCCGUGUGUUGCUAAAUAUUUUAGAGCACGCAGUGACCCUCAUUGCCCAUCAUGCAAUGAUUUCUGGCCUCACGAGAUUCCAGAAAUGCAGCGUUUCCAGUCACAGAGUUCACAAAAUCUGCCUUCGUCAUCUAAAGAGAACACUGCUCCCGCACCGUCGCGCCGGUCCAGAAGGUCGUAAUCUCAAAGCCUGCUGGUCCUGCAGCUGUUAUGGGGAUAAUUUCAAGUGCUUUCUCUUAAGAUUCUAAUAUUGUUUUUACAUGUGUUUUCUAUUAUUAAAGUAUUGUUAUUGAAUAA